Ilex paraguariensis (yerba mate) is the source of this 1560-nucleotide messenger RNA. NCBI's taxonomy places the organism in Eukaryota, Viridiplantae, Streptophyta, Magnoliopsida, Aquifoliales, Aquifoliaceae. The record is from the annotation of a GenBank genome assembly.
AUGAGCAGCAGUAGGAGAGGGCAGCCACCAAAGCACCAAAACGCGUACGCCUGGAAACCCAACGCCGGUCGCAAGAUCAACGAAACCGAAGUGGGAGGCAAGUUCAGGCCGUACUCGGAGAUCACCGGAGUGUGCUCUCGCUGUAAAGAUCAAAUCGAAUGGAAACGCAAAGAUAGUUCAGAAGUGGAGGCUGAGCAAAAGACACUUGAGGAGGUGGUUUAUUGUUUGGAGACUGUUCAUAAUGCUGAUGUAUUGCAUAUAUGUGAUAGGCCAUUAAGAAUGCUCGAGAGAGGGACAGAAGAACUCUACUACGAGCUAUGCUGGACUAGAGNAAACAUCAACAAUCAAACGGCACAGAGAGGAGCAGAUGUUAUCCACUGGAGUGGUGGCACUAGAAUCCCAGUGUUCAAAGACUACGUCAUCAUGGUCACCGACCCAGAUGGUCGCCAGAGCAAGCAAGACUUGUGGCUCGCUAUGUACCCUGAGCUCGACUUUAGACCUGAGUACGCUGAUGCUAUAUUGAAUGGUUUAGAAAUCUUCAAAUUGAGUGGAAAAGACGGCAGUCUCGCCGGGGCAAACCCUGAACUUGUACUCAGUCCACUGCCAGGACCACCCACCUUGUCACCGCAGAAGAAGAACAAUAAAAAAACAUCUAGUCUGCCGGUCAUUAUCGGCACCGUAGUCGGAGGAGGGUCUGUUCUAGUCUUCAUCUUAGGUUUCUUGAUUUUUCGACGACGGAGGAGAGUGAAAGCCUUGGGCUCAACACAGCCCAAGUCGUCACGCUUUUCACUUGAGGAGAUCACAUCAGCUACAUGCAACUUCGAUGACAAUUUUGUCAUCGGGGCAGGAGGAUUUGGUAAUGUGUAUAAGGGCCACAUCGACAACGGUGCAACCACCGUUGCGAUCAAACGAUUGAACCCAUCAUCAAAUCAAGGGGCCCGCGAGUUCCAAACAGAGAUUGGUAUGCUAUCGAAGUUACGCCACCUCCAUCUGGUGUCGUUGAUCGGUUAUUGCAACGACAACCGUGAGAUGAUAUUGAUUUAUGAUUAUAUGGCCCGCGGGACCCUCCGUGAUCAUCUUUACAAAUCAAAGAAACAACUCAUUCCGCCGGCUAUAAUUCUAGAUUUACCCGAGGAUCAAGUGAAUUUGGCUGAGUGGGCUCGCCAUUGUUAUAAAAAUGGGACCCUUGAUCAAAUUGUUGACCCUAAUAUAAGGGAGGAGAUUGCGCCAGAGUGCUUGAAGAAGUUUGGCGAAUUAGGUGAUAGUUGCUUGCGUGAAAAUGGGUUCAAACGACCAGGAAUAAAUAAUGUUUUGUGGGGCCUUGAGUUUUCUUUGCAACUUCAAGAGGAGGCUGAGAUGAAGGGUCAAGGUGAUGGUGGUGGUGGAGGUGGAGGUGGAGGUGGAUUACUACCGGUAGCGUUGGCCAGUCCCUUGACUCCUCCUCUGCAUGGAGAAUCAAUGACCGACAAUGAUGAAAAUGUGUUAAGAUCAAUGACUAACAGUGACAAAUUAAAAAAUAUGACUCUGUUCUCAGAGAUCAUGAAUCCUAUGGGUCGAUGA